Egretta garzetta (little egret) is the source of this 957-nucleotide messenger RNA. Its product is annotated as olfactory receptor 14C36. Gene Ontology annotation, molecular function: G protein-coupled receptor activity; olfactory receptor activity. Gene Ontology annotation, cellular component: membrane. The record is from RefSeq and is a predicted model, not a curated record. Lineage: Eukaryota; Metazoa; Chordata; Aves; Pelecaniformes; Ardeidae. The transcript has a single exon. The coding region runs from base 1 to 957 and encodes 318 amino acids. Gene Ontology annotation, biological process: G protein-coupled receptor signaling pathway.
AUGUCCAAUGCCAGCUCCAUCUCCGAGUUCCUCCUCCUGGCAUUUGCAGACACGUGGGAGCUGCAGCUCUUGCACUUCUGGCUCUUCCUGGGCAUCUACCUGCUUGCCCUCCUGGGAAACGGCCUCAUAAUCACCACCGUAGCCUGCGAACAAUGCCUCCACACCCCCAUGUACUUCUUCCUCCUCAGUCUCUCCAUCCUCGACCUGGCCUCCAUCUCUACCACUGUCCCCAAAGCCAUGGCCAAUUCCUUGCAGGACACCAGGGACAUUUCCUACCUGGGAUGUGCUGCACAGGUCUUUCUGUUUGUCUUUUUCAUGUCAGCAGAGUUUUCUCUUCUCACUGUCAUGGCCUAUGACCGCUACGUUGCCAUCUGCAAACACCUGCACUACGGGACCGUCCUGGGCAGCAGAGCUUGUGUCUGCAUGGCAGCAGCUGCCUGGGGCAGUGGGUUCCUCUAUGCUGUCCUUCACACUGCCAAUACACUUUCCCUCCCACUCUGCCAAGGCAAUUCUGUGGACCAGUUCUUCUGCGAACUUCCCCAGAUCCUCAAGCUCUCCUGUUCAGAUGCCUACCUCGGGGAAUUUCAACUUCUUGUGUUUAGUGCUUUUGCCUUUUUGGGGUGUUUUAUUUUCAUUGUGGUGUCCUAUGUGCAGAUUUUCAGGGCCAUGCUGAGGAUCCCCUCUCAGCUGGGACAGCACAAAGCUGUUUCCACGUGCCUCCCUCACCUGGCUGUGGUCUCUCUGUUUAUGAGCACUGGCAUGUUUGCCUACCUGAAGCCCCCCUCGAUCUCUUCCCCAUCCCUGAAUCUAGUGGUUGCUGCUCUGUAUGCAUUGGUGCCUCCAGCAGUGAACCCCCUCAUCUACAGCAUGAGGAACCAGGAGCUCAAGAAAGCAGUGUGGAAAGUGUUGACUGAAUGUUUUCCAGAAGCUAUAGUGUGUCUAUCUUCUUCAACUUAA